AUAUGUACUUAGAGAGCAUUUUGAUAAACAGAAAUCCGCGUGAGCUCCGAAGUUCAUGUUGUGAGAUGCCGCGAGCAGCGGAGCAGAGCGGAGUGUGCCCGGUGGUGGGAGUCGGCGGGCUGCGGGCACUGACCUCGCGUCACGGAGCUGAUGCUCCGUUCCCUGGAGAGCACUGCUCCGAAGUGCAGAAUCGAGUGGAAUUUAAAGCUGUGGUUGACUUGGAUUGUUCUUCAGCUGCUGGUUUCGAAACAGUGCUUUGUUGGUGUCUUUUUUGGUACUUCUUAAAUUUUUGCUGCAAUUGACUUAGGGAAGACUACGGAAGAAAGCCGAUGGCGUGCCAGGAGAACAAUGCCAUGCCAGGAACAGUCUGAGGAACCCCUGUCGUAAUGGAUUUACACCGUGCCCGUGUUACGUCAGGAGUUAGCGAGAGGCCAUCGUCAGCGUGUCUCCCCUUUCUGCAGCAUCCAUCCUUUCUUCUGUAGAAGGUGUUGGGUCUCUGUUGUGGUCGGAGUAUGCUGUUUGGAGAUGACAACCAAAAGGAAAAUUAUCGGCCGCUUGGUGCCCUGCCGGUGUUUUCGUGGUGAAGAAGAAAUCGUCUCAGUGUUAGAUUACUCUCACUGUGGACUACAGCAGGUGCCAAAGGAAGUUUUUAGCUUUGAACGGACGUUAGAGGAGCUUUACCUAGAUGCCAAUCAAAUUGAAGAGCUACCUAAGCAACUGUUCAACUGUCAAGCUUUACGCAAACUGAGUAUACCAGACAAUGACCUUUCAAGUCUGCCAACCACUAUUGCUAGCUUAGUUAAUCUCAAAGAACUUGAUAUCAGUAAAAAUGGAAUUCAAGAUUUUCCAGAGAAUAUUAAAUGUUGUAAGUGUUUAACAAUUAUUGAAGCCAGUGUCAAUCCGGUCUCUAAGCUGCCAGAUGGCUUCACGCAACUUCUAAAUUUGACCCAGCUCUAUCUAAAUGAUGCCUUUUUGGAGUUUCUUCCAGCUAACUUUGGAAGACUUGUCAAAUUGCGAAUUUUGGAGUUAAGAGAAAAUCACUUGAAAACUCUACCAAAGUCAAUGCACAAACUGACGCAACUGGAGAGACUUGAUCUGGGCAAUAAUGAAUUCUCUGAACUGCCUGAGGUUCUCGAACAAAUACAAAAUCUAAAGGAGCUGUGGAUGGACAAUAAUUCUUUGCAAAUACUACCUGGGUCUAUAGGGAAGUUAAAACAGCUCGUGUACCUGGAUGUGUCAAAAAACAGGAUAGAAACUGUUGAUUUGGACAUAUCAGGAUGCGAAGGACUUGAAGAUCUCCUGUUGUCAUCCAACAUGUUGCAGCAACUGCCAGACUCCAUAGGACUGUUGAAAAGGCUUACAACUUUAAAAGUAGAUGACAAUCAACUUACGAUCCUGCCAAAUGCAAUUGGAAAUUUAUCUUUAUUAGAAGAAUUUGACUGCAGCUGUAAUGAGUUGGAGUCCUUGCCUUCUACCAUCGGCUACCUUCAUAACCUGAGGACGCUGGCCGUGGAUGAGAAUUUCCUUCCUGAGCUCCCCAGAGAAAUUGGAAGCUGUAAAAAUGUAACAGUGAUGUCUCUGCGCUCUAACAAGCUCGAAUUUCUUCCUGAUGAAAUUGGUCAGAUGCAGAAGCUGAGAGUGUUAAAUCUGAGCGAUAACAGACUGAAGAAUUUACCAUUCACUUUUACUAAACUUAAAGAACUGGCAGCUUUGUGGCUUUCUGACAACCAGUCCAAGGCUCUCAUUCCGCUGCAGACGGAGGCUCACCCAGAAACAAAGCAGAGAGUCCUGACUAACUACAUGUUUCCCCAGCAACCCCGCAGUGAUGAAGAUUUCCAGUCAGACAGUGAUAGCUUUAACCCUACUUUAUGGGAGGAGCAGAGACAGCAGCGUAUGACUGUCGCCUUUGAAUUUGAAGAAAAAAAGGAAGAGGAGGAAAAUGCAGGGAAAGUUAAGGUUGAAAUAAAUCUAAAACGUUAUCCCACUCCAUACCCGGAGGAUUUAAAGAAUAUGGUAAAAUCAGUUCAAAAUCUGGUGGGCAAAACAAGCCAUGGAGUGCGGCCUGAGAACUCAACACCAACCGCCAACAGUGAACAAACUGUGAAAGACAAGUAUGAGCACAAGUGGCCCAUGGCACCAAAGGAGAUUUCAGUGGAGGAUGCCUUUGGACAUCCUGCCAGUGAGAUGAGGAUAGGGGAGCUUCGUCCCUCCAUGCCAGAGACUCCGUUGUACCCACCCAAACUUGUUCUUCUGGGUAAAGAGAAGAAAGAAUCGACAGAUGAGUCUGAAGCGGAUAAGAUCCAUUGUCUGAAUAACAGCGUUUCCUCAGGCACUUACUCAGACUAUUCCCCUUCCCAGGCUUCCUCAGGGUCCUCCAACGCGCAUGUAAAAAUGGGGUCCUUGCAGCCAACGGCUAAAGAAGCAGUGAAUAACUCUUUGUGGGGGAACAGGCUGGCACAGUCAUUUCCACAGCCCCUUGAAACAAAGCCAUUGCUGAGCCAGCGGGAAUCGGCUCCGGUGGGGAACCUGCCGCAGCGCACGGACCGGCGCCCGCUGAGCGACACCUUUGCCGACAGCUGGAACGACAGCUCGCACUACGAUAACACGGGGUUCGUUGCGGAGGAGAGCACGGUGGAGAACCCUAGUGCUAACCCCCUCCUGAGCACGAAAUCUAGAAGCACAUCUGCGCACGGGCGCAGGCCGUUGAUUAGGCAAGACAGGAUAGUUGGGAUUCCCCUGGAGCUGGAGCAGCCAACGCUCAGAAACACACAUGAAUCUGAAGUGCCUCCUCCCAAUCCUUGGCAAAAUUGGACCAGAACCCCUAGUCCUUUUGAAGACAGGACAGCUUUUCCUUCCAAACUGGAAAGCACCCCCACCACCAGCCCUUUGCCCGAGCGGAAAGAUCAUGUCAAAGAGUCUCCUGAAAUGACUGGCACUUUCACUCCAGGAAUAGCAUGGGAAUAUCACGAUUCAAAUGCUAACAGAAGCCUCACAAAUGUCUUUUCCCAUAUCCACUGUCGCCCAGAUCCUUCCAAAAGCGUUAUUUCGAUCAGCAAGAGUACGGAACGCCUUUCUCCGAUGAUGAGGGAUUUAAAAACUAACAAAUUUAAGAAGUCGCAAAGUAUCGAUGAGAUAGACAUUGGUACAUACAAAGUGUAUAAUAUACCCUUAGAAAACUAUGCAUCUGGUAACGAUACUGUAGGAACCCACGAGAGGGUGGACAAGCUGCUGGGCCCGGAGCACGGCAUGCUGAGCAUGUCCCGCAGCCAGUCGGUCCCCAUGCUGGACGACGAGCUGCUGACCUACGGCAGCGUCAAGGUGCAGCCACAGCAGAAGUCAUCCGUCACGAAGAAAGUCUACCAGUUCGACCAAAGCUUCAACCCGCAGGGAGCAGUGGAGGUCACCGCGGAGAAGAGGCUGCCGCCGCCUUUCCAGCUCAACCCCGAGUACAUUCCCCAGCAGAGUAAGAACCUGCCCCAGGAGCUGGUCAGCCCGAGGGCCUACCGCGGCUACCCGCCCGUGGAGCACAUGUUCUCCUUCUCCCAGCCGUCGGUGAACGAGGAGGCGGUCAGUGCCCCCUUUGUGAGCCAGGGCUCUCGGCCGGGGUUCUUGAGGAGAGCGGAUUCGUUGGCCAGCUCCACCGAGAUGUCCAUGUUCAGGAGAGUCAGUGAGCCCCACGAGCUGCCCCCCGGCGAUAGGUAUGGCAGGCCUCCGUACCGAGGAGCUGUGGAGCGCCAAAGCAGCAUCUCGGUCUCUGAGUCUCAGUUCCUCAAGAGGAACGGCAGGUAUGAAGACGAGCAUCCUUCCUACCAAGAAGUGAAAGCCCAGACUGGAAGCUUUCCAGUUAAAAACCUUACACAAAGGAGGCCGUUGUCUGCAAGAAGCUACAGUACAGAGAGUUACGGCACAUCCCAAACCAGGCCGGUUUCAGCGAGGCCUACAAUGGCAGCUCUGCUGGAAAAGAUACCGUCAGACUAUAACUUGGGUAACUAUGGCGACAAGCCUUCCGAUAACAGUGAUAUAAAGACAAGGCCUACCCCUGUGAAGGGAAAUGAGAGCUGUGCUAAAAUGCCCGCUGACUGGAGACAACAGCUACUUAGACAUAUAGAAGCUAGAAGGUUAGACAGGACCGCUGCUUACAAACACAACACAGUUAGCCUUGGCAUGCUGCACUCUGGAGGGUUUUCAGCAAUGCAUGCCGGCAGAAGCAUGACUUUAAACUUGCAGACUAAAUCUAAAUUUGAAAACCAAAUGCUUCAAGAGCUACCUCUACCGAAAACCCCGUCGCAGCAGAGCAGCAUCUUGGACAAUGGGCAGGAGGAGGUGUCCGUGAGCAGCCAGUGGAACCCCUACCCGCUGGGGCGGCGGGACGUGCCCCCCGACACCGUCACCAAGAAGGCAGGUAGCCAUAUCCAGACUCUAAUGGGAUCGCAAAGCCUGCAGCAUCGGAGCCGCGAGCAGCAGUACGAGGGGAACAUGAACAAAGUCACCAUUCAGCAGUUCCAGCCACCGCUGCCCAUUCAGAUUCCCUCUUCGCAGAGCUCUCGGGCACCGCAGACGGGGCGAUGCUUAAUCCAAACCAAGGGGCAGAGAAGUACGGAUGCGUAUCAGGAGCAGUUUUGUGUGAGAAUAGAGAAGAAUCCUGGCCUGGGUUUUAGUAUCAGUGGUGGAAUAAGUGGACAAGGAAAUCCAUUCAAACCUUCUGAUAAGGGUAUCUUUGUUACUAGGGUUCAGCCUGACGGACCAGCCUCCAGCCUGCUUCAGCCUGGCGAUAAGAUCCUCCAGGCAAACGGACACAGUUUUGUACAUAUGGAACACGAGAAAGCUGUAUUACUACUGAAGAGUUUCCAGAAUACAGUAGACCUAGUUAUUCAACGUGAGCUUACUGUCUAAAUAUUUUUUUAUAAAUAGUAAAUAUGUCUAGCCAGAUCUAAUGUUCAAACAGAUUUAUACAUAGGAAACAAAUUUUUUUGCCAAUUGCUGGACCAAUGGCAAACAGUAGUGCCAAAUGUAUAAUACUAUAUGUUAGUACCAAUCAUCUUGGAAAAAAAUAUAUUAACUAUAUAAAUAUAUUGUUCAUGUGGCUAUGUAUUAGUUUUAAUUGUCAGCCUCUGGCUGUGCAUUGGUGCGUUUUUUUAAUCAAGUUACUUCUUAAAGUCAAUUUCAUAUGAUUUCAAAACACAGAAGCACAUACAAAUUCUUUAGGAAUUCUGCUGUCCAUCAGAAACACUGCCUCAAAGUUGUAUAUGCCUUUAUAAAGAUGAAAUAUAUUAACCUGUACUUCCCAUGAAAUAUUUCUAUCAUGUCACAUACAAAAAUAUAGAGAAAAAAUAUUUUCAUAAACACCUCAAAGAAAGUAUAUAUUAAAUUAAAUUUAAUAAUGUUCAUUUAUUUUCAAUGCAAAGAUAUUAUAUGCCUUACGAAAAUACCUGUACAUAUGCAGUGUGUAUAGCUGGCUCCAUAUUAAUUAGUAAAACUGUCACUAUACAGGGUGAGAUACUUAAUAAAUUAUACUGUCAACUCUGGGACCUAGAUAUAACUAACCUACGUGAAAAUCGGUUAACUUCCGUUUCUUGGGCACUCGUAGUUGAUUCCACGUGCACACACUAAAUGGACGAGCAGUGAGUUUAGACAGCUAUAAAUGGAAGAAGGUUGUGAUGGGUGGCAGUAAAACUUCUGUGGUUGCUGCUAAUUUUAUUCGUUAACUUUUUAAUUUGAAAUUACAGGCCCUUUACUUACAUUCCCCGUUCCCCCAGGCUUACCUC
Messenger RNA from Chroicocephalus ridibundus (black-headed gull), 5765 nucleotides. It is a transcript of the gene LRRC7, whose product is annotated as leucine rich repeat containing 7. Gene Ontology annotation, biological process: receptor clustering; neurotransmitter receptor transport postsynaptic membrane to endosome; cell-cell adhesion. Gene Ontology annotation, molecular function: protein binding. Bases 526 to 4893 code for a protein of 1455 amino acids. Gene Ontology annotation, cellular component: postsynaptic density; adherens junction; postsynaptic membrane. The record is from RefSeq and is a predicted model, not a curated record. Lineage: Eukaryota; Metazoa; Chordata; Aves; Charadriiformes; Laridae. The transcript is spliced from 25 exons.